This is a messenger RNA of Desarmillaria tabescens, 905 nucleotides long. RefSeq lists its product as uncharacterized. The record is from RefSeq and is a predicted model, not a curated record. Bases 1 to 777 code for a protein of 258 amino acids. The transcript is spliced from 2 exons. Lineage: Eukaryota; Fungi; Basidiomycota; Agaricomycetes; Agaricales; Physalacriaceae.
AUGUCCAAACUGAAAGACCUCGACCAUUCGGCCCGGACGUCCGGCCCAGAUCAGAUGUCUCUCACUGACCAUCUACUUACGCUGCCAACACCCGUUCCCUAUGCAGACGCGCUCAAGCAUCCAUUCCUGAUAUCCGCUGCCGAGGGUACCCUUCCCCAUGAGCGACUCGGUUUCUGGCUCUCCCAGGACAGGCUGUAUGCCGCUCAUGCUUAUCCUCGCUUUAUCGGCUCGCUGAUCUCAGCCAUUCCAUACGAUACAUCGCACAAAAUUGGGUCCCCCGAGGAGCGCUUGAACCAACGUAUACUCGAUGUCCUGGUCUUCUCUCUUACUAAUGUCGUGAGAGAAGUCGGCUUCUUUGAGGAGACGGCGAAGGAGUGGGGCCUCCGAAUCGAAGGCUGGAAGGAGCGGAAGGGUACGAGGGACUAUACGGCUGAGAUGGCCCGCGUUUCCAAGUCUCUUGAAGAAGGAUUAGUGUUUCUAUGGGCAAUGGAAAAGGUUUAUCUGGAUUCUUGGAUCGCCGUCCAUACACAACUGUCCAGCUCUCUCGAUACUAUUCCUCCAACACCCACGCGGUCAGCAUUAUUAUCUCUGUCGGGCAACUGGAGUAACAGCGAGUUCAAAGCCUUCGUCGAUACUCUGGCUGGUAUAGUCAAUGAUUCAGGAAUAAUGCCUGGGUCUGCAUCAUGGAGGCGAGCUGAAGAAGUUUGGGCCAGGGUGGUGGAGCUGGAAGCAGCGUUCUGGCCGGAAAAUGGUGAAGAGUCCAGUAUGCUUUCCUGAAGUCAGCAUUACGCGAAAAAAGCCGGCUAGCCCAGUCAAAACAUCGUGUUUAUUACUAGAACUUAUAAUGAUUUGCUGAUGUUCGUCAAGACAGCUAUGGGGAAGAAGCGCUCAGCAUACAAUUUCGA